Molecule: messenger RNA, 390 nt
Organism: Racocetra persica
Lineage: Eukaryota; Fungi; Glomeromycota; Glomeromycetes; Diversisporales; Gigasporaceae
Source: the annotation of a GenBank genome assembly
GUGGAAAAAUUCUUACCAGAUCACAUUAAGGCUGUUAAGGAAUCAGGUCACAUUGUCGUUUGGACGUGCGACCCAAUGCACGGAAACACAAAAGUAACAAGUUCAGGUGUGAAAACUCGAUAUUUUAAUUCAAUAAUUGAGGAACUUUCAAAAGUGAUACACAUUCAUAAAAAUAAUGCAAGUAAAUUGAAUGGUGUGCAUUUUGAACUUACGGGUGAAGGCGUAACUGAAUGUAUCGGAGGAUCAAUGGAACUAUCACAAGUAGAUCUUGAACAAAAUUAUAAGACUUAUUGUGAUCCUAGACUUAAUUAUGAGCAAAGUUUGGAUGUAGCAUUUUUAAUCGCAAAGUAUUGUGAAAAAGAGCGAAAUGAGUCACUUCCUGCCUUGUAA